This is a messenger RNA of Gilbertella persicaria, 499 nucleotides long. RefSeq lists its product as uncharacterized. The transcript has a single exon. The record is from RefSeq and is a predicted model, not a curated record. NCBI's taxonomy places the organism in Eukaryota, Fungi, Mucoromycota, Mucoromycetes, Mucorales, Choanephoraceae. The annotation marks the transcript as partial.
UUUUCUUUUUAUUGUCUUUAACAUGAAAUCUUUCUAUUUUCUUUUGACUGUUUUUUUCUUGAUAUUGUGUGCUUGUGCUGACGAUUUCACUAUUGAGUUCUAUAAGAAACCAAAUUAUAAACAAGAAGCAGGAAUCGUCUCUGGUGAAGUAUCGCCUGGUGGUAGUGCAGGGGCCAAAAAUGGCAAUAUGGAAGUUGCCUCCUUCAAGACGGAAUCUUUUCUUCAAGUAACACUGUAUGAAAAGCCCUAUUAUAAAGGCAAGAGUCAUACCUACAAAGGAUCUCAAAAAAGAUCAAUCCUCCUGUUCAUGUUGGCAGUGUUAAAUGGAAGCAUUUGGGUUGAGUUUCUCACAAAGCCUCUUUUGUGCUACUAAGGGAAAUCCGUAAUUGAACUGUCAUGCAAUUCAUUUUAUUAAAUAAACAUGUGCAAAAAAAAAAAACAAUCGCCUUUGACUGUGCUAUGCGCUCUGGUAAAACCUCUGUGCAUGAGUUUUAUAGCC